AUACUGCACAGGCAAGGGGUGAAAGGUCACAAAAAUGGCGCUGGCCGUCAGUCUUCUACCCCGCUUGCUGCUUUCUCGGCCUGUGCCGGGCUCGGCCGCCCGACUCUGGACUCCCGGUUCGGCCGACGUGUGGCCGCCAUUGGCUGGACUUUGCUGCUUCUGCCGCCGCCGCCUCGGCUCGGGAGCGGCCCCAUUUCCUCGAGUCUCUUGGGCCUCCGCGGCCUUGGCGCUGCCUGCUCGGGCUCCUCAGCGUCCCCUGCUCAGCUCUCUGGGACUCCGCACAACCCUUCCCGCUUUCCCUUUCUGCCCUCGGCGAACCUACAGCACCGAGGAGCAGCCCCAGCAGCGCCAGAAAACCAAGAUGAUCAUCCUGGGGUUCUCCAACCCCAUCAGCUGGAUUCGGACUCGAAUUUACUCCUUCCUUAUCUGGGCCUAUUUCGACCAAGAGUUCAGCAUCGCAGAAUUCACGGAGGGAGCGAAGCAGGCUUUUGCUCAUGUGUCCAAGUUGCUGUCACAGAGUAAGUUUGAUCUACUGGAAGAACUUGUGGCCAAAGAGACACUACGUAUAUUGAAAGAAAAGGUUACUUCACUACCUGACAACCAUAAAAAUGCCCUUGCUGCUGACAUAGAUGAAAUUGUAUAUACAUCAACAGGAGACAUCUCCAUUUACUACGAUGAGAAAGGAAGGAAGUUUGUUAACAUCCUGAUGUGCUUUUGGUAUCUAACCAGUGCCAACAUCCCCAGUGAAACUAUAAGUGGAGCCAGUGUGUUCCAGGUUAAGUUGGGGGAUCAGAACGUGGAAACUAAACAACUUCUUAGUGCGAGCUAUGAAUUUCAGAGGGAGUUUACACAAGGAGUAAAACCUGACUGGACCAUUGCACGGAUUGAACACCCAAAGUUAUUAGAAUAAUCGAUCUUGGAAAAAUCAGCUUAUUGGACUUUUAGCAAUUACUGUGAAGAACUAAGGAAGAAAAAAUUUUCAGAUCAGUUGAUCUUCACUUAAUCAAGUCUGUGGAUUACUUUUGUAUUAUUUUGAAAUACUCCUUGUAGUAAAUUGGCAUGAUACAAUAAAGCAUUUUCCACAGAUUGUCAUCACUUUCUGUAGAAGAAGUCAAAGUAAAAAAAUUACAGCAGCCCAUCAUUGGCAUCAUAUUCAGUAUCAUUUCUAAUGUUACAUGUAUAUGUAUAUAUACACAAACUCAUUUUAUAGACAAUAAAGAAGACAUUGAAAAAAUUACACAUUUCUAAAUUAAUAGUCCUUAAAUAUUUUAUUUGUGGUUAAUACACUUAUACCAAUAAUUCAUGUAUGUGUAAGAUUUAUUUUUAAAAAUCACUGCUGCUAUUUGAUUACCUCUUUGGUCACUAGCUGGAUGAGAAAGAACAGAUGGAAUUAUAGCAGAUGGGUCACUACAGUACUAAAAAUCAGUGAGGCUUACUAAAGCACAAAGAGAAAAAAGAAAAAAACAGUAACUUACUCCCCUAUGAAGUAAUAUCAAGUCUUCUAACAUACUUGUAUUUGGACUCCUAGAAGUUGGGUUAGGGGAGACAAAAACAAUGUAAGAAAUAAUGUCUGAAAGUUUUCCUAAUUGAUGAAAACUAUAAACCCACAGAUCCAAGAAAUUCAACAAGCAGGGAAGCACAUAAAGAAAACCUCACUAAGGUACAUCAUAAUCAAAUUGCUGAAAACUAGAGAAAAUUAGAAAAGCAGCUAGAGAAAAUUAGAAAAGCAGCUAGAGAAAAAAAAAAGACACAUUCCAUACAGAGAAUGACUGUAUUUCUUUUCUCAAACUAUGCAGGUUAGAGGCCUUGGCAUGACAUCUUUAAAGUACUGAAAGAAAUAAACCUGUUGACCUAGAAUUCUAUAUUCAGCAAAAAUAUCCUUCAGAAAAGGUGAGAAAAGACUUUUUCAGACAAGGAAAAGAUGAGAGAAUUUGUUGACGGAAGACCUGUUUUAUAAGAAAUGUUAGGGGCUAGUGGACAGAAUAGAGUAAAAGGACCCAUGCAUAUUGGACAACUGAUUUUUGACAAAGGUGCCAUAGUUAUUCAAUGAGAAAAAAAAAGUCUUUUUAACAAAUGGGUAACUAUAUAUUCAAAUAGGAAAUAACCUCAUCUCUCACCUCACACCAUACACAAUUUUAGUGCAAAAUUUAGAUUGCAAAAUGGAUCAUAGACUUAACAAAAGCUAAUACUCUAGAAAUUGUAGAAGGAAACAUAGAAAUUGCUGUCUUGGGAUAGAGAAAGAUUUCUUAGGAGACAAAAAGUGUGAAUCAUGAAAGAAAAAUUUAUAAAUUGGAAUUUAUUAAAAUUAAUACUUCUGCUCUUUGAAAGACAGCAGUGAGAAAAUGAAAAGCCAAGACACAGAUUGGGAGAAACUAUUUGUAAUACAUAUAUCUGACAAAGGGACUGUAUCCAGAAUAUAUAAAUAAUGCUCAUAGCUUAAUAACAAAAAAUUAAACAGCUUUGUACAGCUAUCAUGACUUAUCAAACUGUGGACUUAAAAUGGGUACAUUUUGUUAUAUGUAAAUUAUCAUAU
Molecule: messenger RNA, 2533 nt
Organism: Balaenoptera acutorostrata (minke whale)
Lineage: Eukaryota; Metazoa; Chordata; Mammalia; Artiodactyla; Balaenopteridae
Gene: MAIP1
Product: matrix AAA peptidase interacting protein 1
Exons: 5
Coding region: 35-910 (291 amino acids)
Biological process (GO): protein insertion into mitochondrial inner membrane from matrix; inner mitochondrial membrane organization
Cellular component (GO): mitochondrial inner membrane
Molecular function (GO): ribosome binding
Source: RefSeq, a predicted model, not a curated record